UAUGUGUUGUGAAAUAUUACGACGACUGUAAACUUGGGAACUGCUGAUAAAUGAAACGCUGACGUGUUUAUGAUGUACACGUGACAGGUGCGGUUUCUGAAACACUGAAACUGGAGAUAAGAAGGGUUGAAAGGUUCUGCAGAUUUUGAGGAAGGACGUUUUUUUGGGAGAAAGCACGGGUUACGUAUCGAGAUGGAUGCGUCUGGAACAGAGCAACAGUGCGACGACUGGGAUGAUUUUAGCGAUUCAGAAUUACUCGACUUCUUAUGCGAGAUAGAAAGCAUCGACUCUCAAAGGGCUCCCGAUAGCCAAGUUAAUGCAGAACCCUCUGUAUAUUUUGAAAGCCCCAGUGUAUCUUCCACAUCAAUGCAAAAUUGUACCGAAGCAGCAUCCAGGCGUGAAACUGUACAAAGUGACGAGUUAAGGGGUUUAAAGAGAAAGAGCCUCCAUAAAGACAGCAUAAGUCCAAUGCAGCACUUCUUGAAACGUCAUCUAAGUGUAUCUCUCCUCUGUGACCAGUCAUGGUGUGAGAUGAAAACUGUAUACAGUCUUUUGAAGCCACAUGUUAAGAGAAAUGAUAUGCAACGGGCUGAGGUGCAGAUGGGAAAAGACAUUCAUUUAUCAAGAGAACUAGAGAUACAGAAUGUUGUCCCAGUAGAUAUCUCGACCAGAGAAGAAGGUGAAGCUAUUAAACUGCUCAACAUGUUACACAUGACUCAACUAUUAGGAGCAGGAGAAUGUGUGCGAGAGUUCCCAGUGUUUGGUGUCCUGGAAGGUGUUUUCAUUAUGGGGGUCAUCGAUGAGCUCAGGUAUAACCUGAAGGGAGAGCUGGUCCUAAAUGAGCUUAAAACUCGCAAACACAAUUCAAUGCCUUGUUCUGCACAAGAUAAAGUCAACUGCUUUCAGGCGGACCUGUAUAAAUUACUUUUCGAUGGAUUGGUCAGAGGGGAAGUGAAGAAAGAGCACAUUCUAUUUCACCUUAAACUGCGUUCACACCAGGUGCUCGGAGCAGGAGUCCGGGCCCAUGCUAAAAACAUUGGGGUUCAUGUGGUUACUUUUGAGGAUGUGCUGGAUGCCUUUCUGGUAACUAUGUCAUGCAGUGAUCUGCCGUGUAUUGACCUGCUUCAGCUGGAAUACCAUCACCAAGGUUCUAGAGGGCCUAUUGGGACCCGGGUCACUCAUUUUGACGAAGCUCAGCUACGGGAGGAUCUAAAGGGUUAUUUGGCUUACUGGAGGGGGGAGAGAGAACCCAAAGGAGUGGACAUAGAAGAGGCCUGGAAAUGUAGGUCAUGCCUGUAUAAACAGACCUGCAGUUGGACAAAGAAUAGAUCACCAAUGGCUGAUCAAAAUGUAGCUGGUGGUAGCAGAAACUUAAACUAGAAAUUAACAUUUGGACAUAUUUUUUUUUGUUUUCUUUGUCGUUUUGGCUUUAAAGGUACUGUGUAAUUUUUCUAAGGAUCUAUUUACAGACAUGCAAAAUAAUUUACAUAAUUGUCUUUAGAGAAAAGACCACACAUAAUGAAUUGUUAUGUUUUUAUUACCUUAGAAUGAGCUAUUUCUAUCUACAUACACCGCGGGUCGCCUUGCAUGGAAAUCACCAUGUUGUUUCUACAGCAGCCCUAAACGGACAAACUGCUCUACAGAGCAUGUUUCGUAAAUAUGUUAUCUCCUACUGCAAAGAAGUGAAAAUGUGACGACAUAUUAGUCCUGUGUAAGCCGCGGUAGUGCUUCGAAAGGUGUGGAGGGGUGGAGUGAGCCGUUGGUUGCAAUUCAUAACCUCACCUCUGGAUGCCGCUAAACUCCAUACACUGGACCUUUAAAGCUAUAUGCAUAGGAAAUGUUUGCAUUUCAAACUAUUAACAUUUUUAUAUUAUGGAUGACAGUAUUAGUUAAAGUGUUUUUAUGGGACCAGAAUUUAUGUCAAACUGACAUUUGUACGAAGUUCAAGUGACCGCUUAAAGGAGUAGUUCACUUCAAAAUAAGCCCCUGUUGACUUUCCAUAGUAAAUUGUAUUCCUACUAUGGAUGGUCUAAGGGGGCUUAUUUUAAAUAGAAAUACUCCUUUUACUUAAAAAUAAUUCACUUACUGUGAACCAAAUUGUGAAAAUAGGGCACAAAGGACCAUAAUAAUAUUAAGGAAAUAAUGUAUACAUUUUUUUAAAGCUUUACCUGUAUAUAGAAUUUUACUGAGUUUGAGAGAAACUAAUGGAUCAUUUACUUACAGAAAGUUACUUUUUACAGUUUUAGCAAUUGUAGUAACAAAAAUGCUUUGUAAAUAACUUUAUAAUUAACCAAAGACAUUAUGGAUUUUAGCCAUCGGAUGGCACUAUUUCACCACAUAUUUACUGUAGACUCUCAUGAUAUGAUAAACAGUAUGAUAAAUUGGACAUUAUCAGCGUUGAUAUGCUUUAUGAAACCGCAAAGCAGUUUUUGCUUAUAAUAAAUCAGUUAACAGUAAUGUAGUAUGCCUCUGUAAAGAAUGUUAAUUUAAUGAUAUUUACUAGUGAAUUUUGCUUAUGUUGGCAUGGAGAGAAAGACCCAUUGACAAGGAUAACUACUUUUCUUUAAGGAGCAAAUUUCAAAAGUAUAAAUAGGAUGCGGGCCAGUUUCCAUAUCAUAAUUUCUUGUUAUUUCCGUUAUUUAUUGCAUUUUGUUCCUUUUAUACUGGUUUUGUUGCUUUUACUUACAGGAAAUAUAUUAAAGCAUGCACACAAAUAUUGCAUCCAGUAUAUACAUGUUCAUGAUAUUAAAUUAAAAUGGAUAUUGUC
Messenger RNA from Triplophysa dalaica, 2767 nucleotides. It is a transcript of the gene exo5, whose product is annotated as exonuclease 5. Gene Ontology annotation, biological process: interstrand cross-link repair. Gene Ontology annotation, cellular component: nucleus. The transcript has 6 exons. The record is from RefSeq and is a predicted model, not a curated record. Gene Ontology annotation, molecular function: single-stranded DNA 5'-3' DNA exonuclease activity. NCBI's taxonomy places the organism in Eukaryota, Metazoa, Chordata, Actinopteri, Cypriniformes, Nemacheilidae. The coding region runs from base 193 to 1380 and encodes 395 amino acids.